Messenger RNA from Leptopilina heterotoma, 4463 nucleotides. Its product is annotated as protein apterous-like. Gene Ontology annotation, biological process: neuron differentiation; regulation of transcription by RNA polymerase II. Gene Ontology annotation, cellular component: nucleus. Bases 1374 to 3059 code for a protein of 561 amino acids. NCBI's taxonomy places the organism in Eukaryota, Metazoa, Arthropoda, Insecta, Hymenoptera, Figitidae. The transcript has 6 exons. Gene Ontology annotation, molecular function: RNA polymerase II transcription regulatory region sequence-specific DNA binding; DNA-binding transcription factor activity, RNA polymerase II-specific. The record is from RefSeq and is a predicted model, not a curated record.
GCCAACAAACUAUACUCGUCCUGUCGUUCCCUCACUCCGCUUCGUGAUCCGAGCUGAGUCUGUACGACGCAGAGCGUGUACGUGACAAAAAGCAAAGGUGGAGCACAUGCGCCUUGUUCCACUCGUUCCGUCGUUCCGCUUAAUCCGUUCGUUGUCCUGCGUGCCGGUCAGGAUUCAAUUUUAACCUGUAGACACAUUGUCCUCUUACAAGCAGGUUGCAAUGAUUUAAAAAAGAUAAAACGCGCGUGAAACUCAGUGCGGUGACAACUUGGCUUUUUCAGUGUUGUGCUUCCAAUGUCCGUCGGGGAAAUUUUUUUUGUUUCUUAUAAAAAAAUGAGUGCUUUUAUUACUGUUAAUCAGUGAUCCAAACUUCUCGAAAUACAAAAAGUUUCCUUUAUGACUGAAACGUCAUUUAGAAAGUGAUAAAAAAUAUGACAAUCUUCCAUGUUUCCAAAAGUUAAUUCAAAAACUCUUGAUUGCAGAUUGUCGGUGUAAAUAAAUGUUCAUCCUUAGGAAUCUGCGAAUCUUGUUGAAGGGAGUCACAGCAAGUGGUUUUCAUACUAGUUUUUGUUCGAAAUGUGUGUGGUCAGUAUUAAGUUUAAAGUGUGUUGAAUGCUUGAUUCUUGAUCACUUGCAUUCUGGUCAAACUUAAUCCUUUCACGAAUCAAAUCUAAAUUGUAUGACACUGAUCGAGUAUGUACUCUUUCAUCAAAUGCAAUUUCACUUCCAAGUUAAUUGCUCAAUUCUCCAUAUUAUUUUAUCUCCAAUCUUGCCCAUUGUCAGUAAUGAUCAUAUUUAUCAAUAGAAAAAUGUACUGAUAGAAUGGUCAUUCAAAGCAUUGAUUAAUGAAGAAAUACUGAUUAGAAAUCAGGAUUGAUUUAUUAGCAAUUAUCGAUCCGGCUACUGAACAAGUUUAAUCAUUAUUGAAUUCGAUCCCUGAUAGAAAACAACUAUCGUCAAGGGGAAAUUCAGAAGCAAAAUUUGAUUUUGGAGAAGAAAUCGAUUGAGCAAUUUUGAGAGGAGGAAAGAAAUGUUGAGUGAUAAGUGCCUGAUGUAAAACUGAAUGUUUUUUGAGAAGACGGUGAAUAGGAACUGAUGAUAGUGAUGAGUAGUAGAAAUAUAAAAGUGUAGGGAAGAGUGUAAAUUGUGAAAUUGGAUUUAAAGGGUGUGUAUAUAUUGUUGGCUGAGAGAAAAAGGAAAGAUAAGGGAGGAGAGAGGAUUGAGAGGAAGAAGAGGGCAAAGGGCGACACGUAGGUUGCGCGGCGGACGCCAUCUCCGCGUUACCGGCAUCCAGGUCCCCAGGUCCCACCCUAGCUGCCUCGACCUCUUCUCGCACCUUCAGCGGGAACCACCCCGCGACAGCAGCCACCCUGAUGGGAGUGUAUGAGGAGCGCGCCCCUCCUACCACCGGCAUGCACUGGCAGCCGGCGAAUUCGCAGGAGCGUGGCAGCGGCUUGGGUUUGGGGUGUCAAGGUGGUCCAGUAGGGAGUACGGGGGUGGGGCCGGGAGCUGUUGAUCAGGCCCGAGAUUUGAGUCCGUGCUUACCAGCGUCUAUGGGAGACGCUGCGAGACCCACAACGCUUCCGUCCAGUCCACCACCUCAGCAACCUCCGCCGUCGGCUCAUCAUCAUGGGCCCCAUUCGAGGACGACCCUACAUCAAACACAUUGUGGGACCAAUAAUAAUUGUUACGAUUCCACCACUCCCUACGAUUCCAGGGACUACGGUUCGCCCGGAGGUACGACAGAGUACAGAAGUAGUGGAAAUUAUGAGCCCGCCAGUGACCUUACAAUGCCACCGCAAUCGCACCAUCAUCAUUUUCAUCACUCCGUCCAUCAGCAGGAUCAACAGUCAACAGAUCAUCACCUACAAGCAGUGCCAAAAAUUGAACCACCACCGACGCCUCCGUCACAACCGGAAGACAUGUCGGGUGUUGUUUGUGCCGGCUGUGGACUAAGGAUAUCUGACAGAUUUUAUCUCCAAGCCGUGGAUAGAAGAUGGCAUGCCUCAUGCCUUCAGUGUUCCCAUUGUCGACAGGGUUUGGAUGGCGAGGUCACGUGUUUCAGUCGAGACGGAAACAUCUAUUGCAAGAAAGACUACUAUCGAAUAUUUGGCAGCAUGAAACGAUGUGCAAGAUGUCAUGCGGCGAUACUUGCCUCUGAAUUGGUGAUGAGAGCCCGUGAAUUGGUGUUUCAUGUGAGAUGUUUUUCGUGUGCCGCUUGCGGUGUGCCCUUGACAAAGGGGGACCAUUUUGGAAUGAGAGAUGGAGUUGUUUUGUGUAGACAUCAUUAUGAAAUGGGAGCAGAAAUGCAUCCAUCACAAAGUCCACCGGUUCCUGUUUAUCCCCCGGGACCACAUUAUCCGGGUCAAUCGUUUCCCUCGCCUGAAUUUUUGCAUCAUCAUCCACAUGGUCCACAUUCACAUAAUACGAUGCAUCAACAUCAGCAUACACACGUGAGUCCCGUACAUCUACAAUCGACAACACCAUCAUGUCCCGAGGCUGGCUCACCCCCCAAGGUGCCCUCCUAUUUCAACGGCUCCGGCACCAAUGUUCCACCUCCCAGACAGAAGGGAAGACCCAGAAAAAGGAAGCCCAAGGAUCUUGACGCUAUGACUGCUAGUCUAGAUCUCAAUUCGGAUUACAUAGACAUGCCUUUCGGAAGGGGUGGGCCCGGAACUCCAGGAAUGCCAGGUUCAAAUAGUCGCACGAAGCGAAUGAGAACGAGUUUUAAGCAUCAUCAACUUCGAACGAUGAAAAGUUAUUUUGCUAUCAAUCACAAUCCCGAUGCAAAAGAUUUGAAACAGCUUUCACAGAAAACAGGCUUGCCAAAGAGGGUAUUACAGGUGUGGUUCCAGAAUGCGCGUGCGAAAUGGCGACGCAUGGUGUUGAAACAGGAGGGCAAAUCGGACAAGUGUGGAAGCGGUGUUGAUGGCGGUUCCCUUGGUGAUUUAGAACUCUACGGCAAUAGUACAGGAAGUGGUGGUCCUCCAAUGAGUCCUCCAUUUAUUCUAGGCGGACCACAUAGUCCAGCGUCACUAGCCUCACUGGACUGUGCGUGAUCCCGGAAAUUCAAUACAAGCCAACGAUAAAGUCUCACCCCUUUCUCCUCACUCCCCCCAUCCACUUUAUCAACCUCAUCGCUAACGGAGAAAGAGAGAGAGAUUCUUGUACAAAUUUUAUAGAGCGCCUGCAAGAAACGGAAGGAGUGAAAGUGAAUAUCACGAGGUAGUAGGCAGUAAUUGGACGUCUCUCGUCUCGUAAAGUGACGUUCCAUUUCUUUCUUUCUCUCUUCCUCUUUGGUUUAAAUGUCGUCGUGACGAACAUGUAUUAUCCGGGCGAAUAUCCUAGAUCAGUCCUUGAAAUCACUGCGCGUUUCAUGAAUAAAGAAAAAAGUUUCCCCCUGUCCAAUUUCAAAAUACUUUCUAUAAUGAUAUCUAAAUUAGAAAGUCUUUGAAAUAAAAAAAGUCAAAAAGUAGCGAAUAUUUAUGAGAUGAACAUCUUUUAGAUUUUUACAAAAGAAAAAUUAAAUAUACAAGUAGCUCUUUUUAAUGAGAAUAUAAUAGGAAAAUUGUGAUUGAUUAUUAGUGCUAAUAAUUCUAUAGUUAUUACUAUAAUGUUUUUUCGAAAAAAAUUGUUCACCGGUCUAAAUUAUUUAUAAAUUAAUGUUAGUAGAAUGAAAUGGAUAUAUAAUACCUAUAAAUAUAAAUAUAUAAAUAAAUAUAUAUAUAUAUGAAAAAAGCGGUGGUUUCGAGGUUUUAAGGGCUAGAAGACUGAAGAACGUGAGCAUUUUUUUUUGUGAAUAUUUAUUGCGCUCUCCUCUUUUUUUGAGCGCGUUAUGUAAAAAGUUUAAAUGCGAUUUUCAAUUUUAAGUUACUUGAUAGUAGAAUAUAAGAAAUCGAGAUAAUUGUAAUUUUACGGCGAUUUCUUUUUUUCUUGUCUUGUACUGUAAAAAAGAAAAUUAACGAGUGACAAAAAAGGAAAAAUCUUCCAGUGUAUUUAUUGUAGAAUCGUCGUUUUAUCGCAAAAUUUUUUUCUUAAUUCAUUGAAGUGAAUCCUUCGAUUGAAGAGAAAAACGUAUAAUUAGAGAAAUUUGUAAGAUUGAGGAUAAAUAUUUAUUGGCUCGGGUGUAUGGUUGCUUCAGAGGAGUGAAUAAUUUUGGGGAAAAAGCGCAAUUAAAGGCUCGUCAAUAGCUUGGAAACUAUUUUAAUAUUAUAUAUAUAUAUAUACAUAUAUAAAUACAUAGUGCGAAUAAAUUUUUGAAAAAAGUGAAAUAUAAAUUAUAUUUUCGUCGUGUGAUUAAAUAAUAAACUGUUUACAAUUGUCAACCAUAUUGCGAUGUAAAAAAUUUCUAAGCUCUCUGACUGAAGUAUGUUGUACAGUAUAGUAUAAUAUAUCUAUUAUGGAAAUAUGUUGUCGAAGGAGGCACUUGAAGAAAUAAAGAAACCCAGUUUUUUUCUUGAAAA